This is a messenger RNA of Cladophialophora carrionii CBS 160.54, 2943 nucleotides long. RefSeq lists its product as uncharacterized. The coding region runs from base 1 to 2943 and encodes 980 amino acids. NCBI's taxonomy places the organism in Eukaryota, Fungi, Ascomycota, Eurotiomycetes, Chaetothyriales, Herpotrichiellaceae. Gene Ontology annotation, biological process: phosphorelay signal transduction system; phosphorylation. The record is from RefSeq and is a predicted model, not a curated record. The transcript has a single exon. Gene Ontology annotation, molecular function: phosphorelay sensor kinase activity.
AUGGGUCAACUUCAGCAUGAGCCGGCUCUCCGGCGGCUAGAGGUUCAUUGGGACAGUGGCUUGAUCGCCGCCAGCAUCGCCGUCUCUCUCCUGGGCGCCUUUACUUCGACCCAGAUGAUGUGUCAAGCACGAACGUCCCGCUAUCUCUCCGGCGUCCUGGUCUGGACGAUAUUGGGAAGCUUGACCUUCGGCUUCUGUUCGAUCUGGUCCCUGCACUUCAUUGCCAUGUUGGCGUGCGAGCUACCUCUCUUGAUCGGGCUGAACGUGCCCCUGACAGUCCUGAGCGCUAUUCUCGCCGUCACCUUCACUUUCCUGGCUUUGGCCUCCGAUCUCAUGCGCGAAAGAUACCUUAGCCUUGUCAAGAGAAGGAGACAAUUGGCCAGACGGCACAACAAAAAGGGUGCAGCUAGAGCUCUGAAUGGCAGCACAGAUGCGCUUCUGGGGCCACGGACAUCUGAAAGUGACCAUGAGCCGUUGAUUGUGCCUGGGCAGAUGAAUGACACCGGAAAUCACGGUAUCAUAAGGUACGAGGGCGGCGCAAGUAUGACUCUUGGGCCCUUGGAAGACCAUUUUGCAGUGGGAAAACCUGCCAACGUUGCGACCACUGAAGCUCCUCCUUCUCCUCACCGACCUGCCUCGCCGCCUAUUUCAGCGUGGAGGCGGCCACUGCUUGUCCUAAAUGCCUCUUUACAGGAAGAGUCUUCUAGUAACGAUACGGAGAGUCUUCCUUGGAGCUCAGAUGAGGAAAGUCGUGCCCGAGGGUCGCCAUCACCAAGCCACUCUGACAGCAGCAGCUUGGGCUUGCCCGGUUUCAUGUCAUUCAAAGUCCCCAGGUCGACUGCGCUCAAGACGACCAAUGUUCUUGUCGGAACAGCUUACCUCCUGUACCACGGGGCGACCUUGAGACACUUUGUAAAGGGCUUCAUUUGGAGCUUAGCAAUCACAAGCAUGCAUUACGCGGGAAUACUGGCUCUGGAAAUUCCCGAAGGCCAUGUCACCCUGCAGCCAUUCAUCGUCCUUCUCUCUGCGGCCAUCAGUUGGCUGGUCUGUACCAUUGGAUGCAUCUUGAUACCUCAGAUCGAAGUCAAUCUAUCCCAACAGCUAAUAUUCUCCACGGUUGCUGCAGCAGGGGUCGCCGCCAUGCACUUUACUGGAAUGUGGGCGACGACGUUCUGGUCUCGAGCGCCCGAAACCACCAAACACGGGUAUCCUCCCAACCUGGCGGUUGCCGUGACCAGUAUAGCUAUCUUGACAUGCAUGCUCGCCAACGGUCUCCUGGCACACUCGGCUACUGUGGCUCGGAACAAGUUGGCAGAAAUUGUUCAGACCAAACGAAAACUGUGGGCAGCCAUUGCUCAGAAGGAAAACGCAGAGGCCGCUGCGGCAGCUAGGAGCGAGUUCAUAGCCAGUGCCAGCCACGAGAUUCGGACCCCUUUGCACCAGCUGCAGGGCUACAGUGACCUCAUGUCUCGUACAGAAUUGAACGAAGAAGCUCGCUUGCUCUUACUCGCGAUACAGCAGGCCACCAGAUCUCUGUCCAUGAUCACUGCUAACGUCCUUGACUGGUCACGCUUGGAAAAGGGGGAAGCGGUCUGUCGGCCAACCAGUCUCGAUCUCCGAAAAGUGUGCGAGUCGAUACUCACCAUUCUGCCGAACAAAGACGAAGAGGCGGGGACCGAGCUCAUGAUUGUGGUCGGCCCCAAUGUUCCGCAUUCUCUCUUCCUGGACGAGACCUAUCUGCAACGAAUUCUGAUGAAUUUACUCACGAAUGCAUUGAAAUUUACGCAAUCCGGCUAUGUUAUCCUCUUGGUCGAGAUCAAGGACGGUGAAUUGGUUGUCACUGUCAGGGAUUCUGGCUUCGGCAUACCUGAAUCGUUCUUGCCCCAUCUAUUCGAGCCAUUCAAACAGGCGCAGAUUCGAGGUGCUCACAGGGGCACCGGCCUCGGGUUGGCCAUCAUCCGGCAAUUGUUACAGAAAAUGGAGGGCACAAUCACAGUAGAGAGCAGAUACCAGCAAGACGAAGAAGUAGGAGCAGAAUCAUCCGGCAGCACUUUCACCGUCACAAUCCCCGUCACCGUUUCGGCCGAUUUGCCAGACAGUCUGGGGAGUCUGGGCCCAAACCGCAGUAUUGCUCUCUUUGAUUCCUGCAGCGAGCGAACGUUGGAAGGACUGCAGCUGGCGUGGAAAGCUUUCGGCUUUGAUCUGGUCCGAGCCAAACCCGAGGAUGCCAUAUCCGACUCCUGGGGAUUCGUCUGGACGGAUCUGAUGUUCCUGCGAGCCAACGAGCAGCUCCUUAGGCGACUUCUGGAGGUUCGACACCAGUUGGUCAUUGUGUCCUACGAUUCUCAAACGCUCCUGGACGAAUCCUUUGGGUCAGUCCCUCCACGCCACAUUGUCCCCAUCAGAAGGCCUUUGAUGUGGCACCGUAUGGUUGAGAAUAUGAUCACUGCCGCUCGAACUGGCAGGGCAGCGAUUGACCGUUCAGUCAGAUUCGCACCAGUCGUGGAUGUGGUGGAGAAUGGUAGCUCCAGUCCCGCCCGCGAAACGAAAACCCUGAGUGGGUCCACAGUGCUACUUGUUGAAGACAACAAGAUAAACCAGAAGCUCGGAGUAAAGAUGCUGAAGACACUCGGGUACGAUGUCGUUGUAGCAGACGAUGGCCAGGACGCGAUCGACAAGCUCGUCGCCAAUGACCGGGACAUUGCUGUAAUACUAAUGGACCAGUCGAUGCCUCGCAUGGACGGGAUCACAGCAACCAAGAAAAUUCGAGAAAUGGAGCAGUCCGGAGGCCUAUCAGGGAAGAGACGACCCAUCAUAAUGGUCACUGCCGUGGUUGGUCCUGACGCUCAAGCACUGUGCAUGUCGGCAGGGACAGACGCCUUCCUACCGAAGCCACUAGCUCUGACGAAGCUCGAUAACACACUGAAGAAGUACUUGGGGUGA